AUGUAUUGUUUGCAGCCUGCGCUCUCUCUGGUUGACGUACUGUUUGCGUUUCCAUCGUGUAAACCGCCUGUGGAGAGGUUGUUGGAAUUGCUACCUCGUCUAAUACCUCGCCCGUACAGUGUAUCGAGUUGCUUCAAGGAAGCAUCAAGAAAGGGGCGUGUCCGUUUUGUGUAUUCAAUGCUAAAAAUGGGCGGAGACCCAGCGAGUGGGCGGGGCUACGAGAGAUUCGGUCUGGCGACGGAUUAUCUGAGAUCGUUGAGGGUGGGAGACGUUGUUAAGGUGAUUUUGAAAGAAAGUGGGCGUUUCCGACUGCCGACGCCGUCGAACACGCACGCGGAUGUGCGCAAAAUCCCGUUGAUUAUGAUUGGUCCGGGCACGGGCGUUGCGCCAUUCUUGGCAUUUUUACAGAAAAUUUUGUAG
Anisakis simplex (herring worm) is the source of this 420-nucleotide messenger RNA. Lineage: Eukaryota; Metazoa; Nematoda; Chromadorea; Rhabditida; Anisakidae. The record is from the annotation of a GenBank genome assembly.